AUGGUGAACAUCGAGAUCCUGAAGAAUUACACGGCAUCACCAUCCUCAUUCAUGGGGACGUCGUCCUUGACAAUUAAUCAUGAGGCUACCUUGGAUCUUGAUUCGAGCACUGCCUUUGAAGGGCCCGAAAAGCUUUUAGAGGUAUGGUUUGGUCCGUCUCCCCAGGACCUCCUCGGAUCGACAGAGCCUACAGGCCUCAAAGUUGUUCCGGUGGAGGUAUGGAAGGACAUGCUUGACCUUGUCAGCUGCAAAGUCUUGUCAAUCAUCGAAUCCGACAAUGUCGACGCUUACCUUCUCUCGGAAUCCAGCAUGUUUGUGUUCCCCCAUAAGCUCAUUCUCAAGACCUGUGGGACCACUACCCUGCUCUCUGGAUUGCCUCGCAUCCUCGAGAUUGCUGCCGUAUACGCCGGUUUCCCCAAGAAUACCGCCCCAGCUGGUCGUGGGAUCAAAACUGCGGCUGCUCCGUACCGCGUCUUCUAUAGCAGAAAAAACUUCUUGUUCCCUGAUCGCCAGCGCGGUCCCCAUCGUAGCUGGCGUGAUGAGGUCAAGGCGAUGGACCAGCUAUUCCUUGGAGGUAGCGCAUACAUGAUUGGCAAAAUGAAUGGAGAGCAUUGGUAUCUCUACCUGACCGAGCCGUAUACUGUGUUGACCCCACCGUCCACACCAAGCAAUGAUCCGCCGGUGAAGGUCCUCGAUUUCCCUGGGGAUCCCAAGACAGCAGACACUACUACUACUACUGCCAACUCGGCUAAGGAGGAAGAGGACGAGGAGGACGAGACUCUCGAGAUACUGAUGACUGACCUGGACGAGGAGAAUGCAAAACAAUUCUACCUCGACCAUGCGACAAAGGACAACAAUAACAACGACGAACACCUAGACGUCUUCAGCAACACCUCAGACUCAAGCGACGACCUGGGCUCAGAGAUGGAUCAACAGUCGCUGCCCCCCGAACUCACCACGGAAGGCCACGGCCUCGGCACCGUCGUGGCAGAAUCAUGCGGUCUCACUGACAUCUACCCGACAAGCAAGUAUCCCGGCGCCCGCGUCGACGCAUACCUCUUCACCCCAUGCGGAUUCUCCGCCAAUGGCGUCGUCCCGGCCCCUGCCCCUACUACAGAUGCAAACGAAGCUACAUCCAAGCCCAGCACCGGCUCACAUUACUUCACCGUCCAUGUUACACCCGAACCCCACUGCUCCUACGCCUCCUUCGAAACCAACGUCCCGCAACUCCAAAGCGGCCGCGAGACGUCCGAAAUCGUCGAGCAUGUCGUGGAUAUUUUCAAACCGGGCCGUUUUAGCGUGACGCUAUUUGAAGCUAAGAAGAAACCAGAUGCCACCACCGGCAUCACCAGUAACGGGACCGUGAAUGGAGAACAUCACCAGAAGGACCAGCAAGACCACCAGCGCCAGGUGAAACGCGAUACCAAUGCGGCCGUGCGUAAUGAGAAGAUGGAGCGGAUCCCGGGGUAUCGCCGUGUUGAUCGCAUCGUGCAUGACUUGGAUGGGUACGAUCUUGUCUUCCGCUACUAUGAGCGGAAUGACUGGAGGGGCGGGGCGCCGCGGAUUGGGGAGCAUGUGUUUUAA
Molecule: messenger RNA, 1584 nt
Organism: Blastomyces dermatitidis ER-3
Lineage: Eukaryota; Fungi; Ascomycota; Eurotiomycetes; Onygenales; Ajellomycetaceae
Product: S-adenosylmethionine decarboxylase
Exons: 3
Coding region: 1-1584 (527 amino acids)
Biological process (GO): spermidine biosynthetic process; spermine biosynthetic process
Cellular component (GO): cytosol
Molecular function (GO): adenosylmethionine decarboxylase activity
Source: RefSeq, a predicted model, not a curated record